AUCGCUCUAAAUUGACGAAAAAAUUCCAAGUUUGACUUUGGCCAAAUCAAGAGAUUUUUACUAAUUUCUUUGAAAGUGAACAAAGUAAUCAAUUAUUUAUUAAUUACUUUUAUUUUUAAGGGUGGAAUAGUUUUCAAACAAACGUUGAACUAUGGAAAACGACAGUAAUAAGCCUUACAAGAUAUGCGAUGUAAACCGAGACAAAAAGAAAGGAAUUGUAGCUUCAUCGCUGGAAGAUUUACUUGCAAAAGUGCCGGAAAAAUUAGGUCUACCUUCAGAACACCUCACAGUUGUAUUAGAGUCCGAUGGAACAGAAGUAGAUGACGAAGAUUAUUUUUCCACUCUCGACCCUGAUACUUCUCUUAUGAUUUUGCAUGGUAAUGAAAAAUGGGCUCCUAACAUGCCAAAAUGCCAAGUGUCUCUAGAUCAAACAGAUGAAGUCACUCUAGGAGACAAAAGUCAAGUGGCCAAUCUUGUAGGCCGCCUACAACACAAUCUUUGUCAUAUUUCAUUACUAGGUGGCCAAGAUCUUGAACUACUGUCGGACAUGGACCCUGAUAGUCUCGCUGAUAUUGUUACUGACAGGGACAACAGAAUAAUCUUGGAACAUAUCAAGGAGGCAUCUGGAAGAAUUUUAUUAGAAAAACGUCAAGCUCAAGAUGCAAUGGAACUGCUAAAGCUAUAUCAUCAAAGUGUUGCUAAUGGGACAGAAGAUGUGUCUCCACCAAAACAAGAGAGAGUGUAGAAUGUCAUCAGAAUAACAAUGGUAACCCACUAAAUUAACCCUCGAUUUAUUUUUAGGGGAUGGUACAUCUCAAAAGUUUACAAAGACUUACUUACUUUCCAGUAAUUUGUCUGACCGCAUUUAUUUGCAAAAUAUUAUUUCUUUCUUAACCAGAAAGUUUUAUUUAAAAAAAGGUUCAAUUUAAACAUGUUAAUCUAAUUAAAUAGUAUUUACUGUUAUUGAAUUAUUUGAUACACCAAGAGAAUGAGGCCUUUUUUUCUAGUUUAUAAUAAGUAUUUGAAGCUUUUAUAUGAAUAUUAUACAAGGGUAGAUUUGCUUUGUAUUGAAAUUUAGAAAUCCCUGAUCCUGAGUGAUUAGACUUUAAUUCAUUCAAGCUUUUAGCUAAAUUUACUGCUAUAAGAAAUUAAGUAAAUAACAGUCAACCUAAAUCAUCUAAAAUAAAAAUUAUUUCAUAUUUUAGUUAGGGCUAGGAGGGGGUUAGGUAUAAAAAGGUAAGUAAUGUGAUGCAAUUGUGGGAGUUAGUUAUUAUAAGACGCUAAUCUUAUGAAUAUGAGCUAAAAUCGAAAGGUAAUCAUAUACAUACUGUCAUUUUAAGAAUUUAUGUAAUUAUAGUGUUGUGGGCAUUUAUCAUUGAGUAUUUCAUAAUACAUUCCCAGCAAAAUUCUAGUAAUUCAGUAGUUUCAUGGUAAUUAAAUUAAAUUAUGUGUUAAUGUAAACUAAAUUGGUACCUAUUUUGUAUACAAAAUGCUGUGUUUAAUCAUUUGUUUUCAUAUUUAGAACAUCAGGUAUGGUAGUAUAAGUAUUAUCUUUAGUAUACUUAUAACAAUACGACAAUAGAUAUGCUAGAAAUUAAGCAUUUAUUAAUAAAUUAGGAUUUGAUUUAUUGUGGAUUUAAUUUUGAGCUUUUUGUAAACUUUUGAGGAAAAAUUUGCCGCAAGGUUGGUAAACAACAUCAAUUCAAAAGACUGAUAGUGGUAAUUUUUUUUUAUAUAGUUUUACCCCUAGAAUAAGAUUUGUUAUUUUGAUUCCAAGUUUGCUCAAACAAUUUACAAAAAGAUAUGAAAUAAUUUCAUCUGUUUGAUUCUACUGCCAUAGCUUGAAAAUCAGGAUGGAAAUCAUUGCAUAUAGUAAACCUUUAACAAUGUUGGGGUAUAAUGUUGGAAAUAAUUGUAUGAUGCCAAAAAUAUUUUUUCCUCAUUUGGUUUAAAUUAUUUAAGUUCACAACUAAAAUGUAUUUAUUAAGUUUUAUUAUCAUGUCUAUACUGUGUUCUCCUCAAGUAUUUAUGAUAUGUAGUUAAAUACUUAUACGUCAUAGACUGCUGUU
Molecule: messenger RNA, 2069 nt
Organism: Ostrinia furnacalis (Asian corn borer)
Lineage: Eukaryota; Metazoa; Arthropoda; Insecta; Lepidoptera; Crambidae
Gene: Drep1
Product: DNA fragmentation factor-related protein 1
Exons: 2
Coding region: 152-745 (197 amino acids)
Biological process (GO): apoptotic process; regulation of apoptotic process
Source: RefSeq, a predicted model, not a curated record